AUGGAUGGAAACCUUUGGGCUCUUAAACUAAAGGAGUGCACCAAAAAGAGGGAUUUGCAACGAGGGCGGGCAAUUCACUACCGGCUUGCUCGCUUAGGCCUUCUCCAAUGCAGCACAUACCUCUCCAAUUUGCUCCUUGGGAUGUACUCCAUCUGUGGCAGCCUCGACGAGGCACGAUCCAUCUUCCAGUCCAUUGCCCAUCCCAACAUCUACUCGUGGCAUCUCCUCGCCCAGGCCUGCGCUCGAGCUGGGCGGCUAGAUCACACCAAGAACAUCUUCGAUUCCAUGCCACAGCGCAACAUCGUCUCCUGGAAUUUGCUCCUGGCAGCGCUGGUGGCGAAUGGGAGCUUUACAAGCGCAAGAGCGGUGGCGGACAGGACCCCGGCGCUGGAUGCCAUCACCUGGACGACGAUGAUCCAGUGCUACACCCACGCCGGGCAGAUCGAUCGCGCCAGGGCUGCGUUUGAUUCCAUGACGAGCAGGACGAUACUCUCGUGGAAUUGCCUCAUUACUGCGCAUGCCCGUUGCGGGCAAGUUUCCCUUGCAAGGAGCGUCUUUGAGUCGAUGCCGGUGUUUGAUCUCGUCUCUGCAACAGCGAUUCUCGUGGGCUACAUUCAAAACCAGUACUUAGAGGAAGCGCAGUUUGUGUUCUUCGCGAUGCGCCAUCGAAACGAAUUCGCGUGGAAUGCCAUGGUAUCAGCAUUUGCCCAUGCUCGGCAUCUGGAGAAAGCCCAAAGUUUUGCCGAAAGGAUGCCACUUCACGACGUUGUGACGUGGACGGCAACGUUGCAAGGAUAUGCCGAGUGUGGAUCAUUCAAUGACGCGAAGAAUAUUUUCGAUUUGAUGCCAGAACGCAAUGCUGUGUCGUGGUCUCUCAUGCUCGUAGCAUUUGCCCGGCUGGGCCUCCUGGGAGAAGCCCGGAGAGUGUUUGAGAGACUUCCAGCCUGCCGGAUCCAAGAGGCCUGGAACUUCUUCCUGGCGAUGGAGACGCGGAGCAUCGUCUCGUGGACGGAGAUUCUCACCGCUCACGCCCAGAUCCAGCAGCUAGACGAAGCGAGAUCGAUCUUCCAGGCGAUGCCUUGCAGGGAUUCAGCGGCUUGCAAUUCCCUGGCACUGGCAUUCGCUCACUCGGGGCGGAUGGGCGAUGCCAGGAAGAUCUUCGACGCCAUGGCCGAGCGGGACGCGAUCUCCUGGAACGUGAUGAUCGCUGGGUACGCGCAGAAUGGCGAGAUCGCGAGCUCGCUGGAUAUCUUCUCGGCAAUGCGGCUCCAGGGUGUUCUUCCGGAGGAUCUCACGUACACGGCGGUGCUCACGGCGUGUGGGAGAGGCGGGCUUGUGGAUCGAGGCUGGGAUAUCUGGAUCUCGAUGCGCGAGGAUGGAGAUCAGCAUCAGCAGCUGGUACAUUACUGCUGCAUGGUGGAUUUGCUGGGACGGUGUGGCCGGAUCGAGGAAGCCCACGAGCUGGUCGACAGGAUGCCAUUCUUUCCAAGCAAUCUCGCGUGGUCGAUGCUGCUGAAUUCGAGCGCGCUCCACGGCGAUGGAAUUCGCGCGGAUCUCGCGGCAACGAAUGCCGCGGAGCUCGAUCCAGAAGAUGGCGCUCACUAUGUUCUUCUCUCCAGUUUCUACAAGCAGCAGCCAUCGCGAAGAAGGCAAGCGAUGAUCCUCGACGAUGAUCUCUUGGAAGAAGCUCGUCAAGCGCGCGCUCAAGAGGGAUUGGCAUAG
Molecule: messenger RNA, 1722 nt
Organism: Selaginella moellendorffii
Lineage: Eukaryota; Viridiplantae; Streptophyta; Lycopodiopsida; Selaginellales; Selaginellaceae
Product: pentatricopeptide repeat-containing protein At4g02750
Exons: 2
Coding region: 1-1722 (573 amino acids)
Molecular function (GO): protein binding
Source: RefSeq, a predicted model, not a curated record